CCAAUCCACAUAUGGAUUAAUCAUAUACAUACGCAUUUACAAUGUUGGCACAAAACCAUAUUAAAACCUUAUUUAAACUAUCAUUCAAAUCUGAAUCAAAAAGUGAAUUGAGUAUUUGGUGUAUUAGAGAUAUAUUUUAACUGAUAUUUAAGAUAUUUGGCAAUUCUGUAAUUUGUUACCUGUCAUUGAAUUCGCUUUGUUUCUUUUCAUAUUAAAAUUCGCCGCCCUAUAAACUCGUGUGGUGCUAGAAUUAAAAGCCAUUUCAUCCACAACUGUUUUAAAAAAUACAAAUUUGAAAACAAUAUUUCUUAAAUAGUUCUUAAAAAUGGAUAAAAAUAGCGCGGCGUUGGUGAAGAAAUUGCAAUCAGAGCUAGAAGCUUAUCAAAAUCUGCAGAAAACCUGUGUGAAGUUAGUGAAACAGCGUACACUUCUUGAAUCUCAAUUAAAUGAGAACAAAUGUGUGCUGGACGAAUUAAAUCUCCUUGGUCCCGAUAAUAAAGUGUACAAGUUGUAUGGACCCGUUUUAGUGAAGCAGGAUCUUGAAGAAUCGCGACAAAAUGUUGCCAAGCGCAUAGAAUAUAUUUCGAAAGAACUGAAAAGUUCAAACGAUACAUUGGAAAAUAUGGAAAAAGAUAUGACGAAACAUCGGGAGACAGUACAAAAGUUGCAACAACAAUAUCAAGUAGCAGCGGCAAUGAAAUAAGAAUAAAUAAUGGCCACCACUAUUUGUAAAAACGACAAUUUCAUAGGAUCUAAAAGAAAUACAUAACUCAUCAAGAUUAAUGGUUGUCAGCAUUUUGAUCCGUAAUUUAAUUUAAGUAUUUUAUUAAACCUUAUAAAAAGAAAUAACUUGCGCUUGUUUUUGAAAUAUUGAAAAUAAUAAAAACAUUACCCCAAUAUGAUGUUUUUGUACAGA
This is a messenger RNA of Bactrocera oleae (olive fruit fly), 916 nucleotides long. It is a transcript of the gene Pfdn6, whose product is annotated as prefoldin 6. Gene Ontology annotation, biological process: chaperone-mediated protein complex assembly; protein folding. Gene Ontology annotation, molecular function: protein-folding chaperone binding. The record is from RefSeq and is a predicted model, not a curated record. Gene Ontology annotation, cellular component: cytoplasm; prefoldin complex. NCBI's taxonomy places the organism in Eukaryota, Metazoa, Arthropoda, Insecta, Diptera, Tephritidae.